Molecule: messenger RNA, 6386 nt
Organism: Salvelinus fontinalis (brook trout)
Lineage: Eukaryota; Metazoa; Chordata; Actinopteri; Salmoniformes; Salmonidae
Product: platelet glycoprotein 4-like
Exons: 11
Coding region: 4060-5334 (424 amino acids)
Biological process (GO): receptor-mediated endocytosis; lipid storage; amyloid-beta clearance by cellular catabolic process
Cellular component (GO): cell surface; caveola; cytoplasm
Molecular function (GO): scavenger receptor activity; low-density lipoprotein particle receptor activity; low-density lipoprotein particle binding
Source: RefSeq, a predicted model, not a curated record
UGUAAGUGACAUUUGAUAUCACAUGAGAAAACAAUGUACUGAACUUUACUGUUUCUUGUCUGUGUAUAACAUAUUAUAGGGUACACUGGGGCCAUCCCACUUCUGACACCAAUAUAGCUAAACCAAGGCAAACAUGCUAUUCACCCACAAGAGAGACCUCAAGAGAUAUAUUAUACUGUUCAUGCAGACUAUUAGGCAACUAGGGUGUUAUAAUAUAUUUUCAUCAUCAAACCAUGAGGGUUGUUAAAAGGAUACGUGAUUUCUUAUUCCACAGCCUUAUUCUGUGAUUCUAGUAGCCUAGUUCUAAAGUUAAUAUACAAGUUACAGUACACAUAUAAUGAAUUAAAAUAUUUUUAAUUCCAGAAUAAAACAAUAUCAAAAGGGUAUGCAACACCUGAGUUGUAGUUGCAUUUCUGCCACCUGGUGGUUUUAUAGAGAAAAGACAGCUCUCCCCAAGACCAGCAUACCACACUGCAUACCACUACUGGCUUGCUUCUGAAGCUAAGCAGGGUUGGUCCUGGUCAGUCCCUGGAUGGGAGACCAGAUGCUGCUGGAAGUGGUGUUGGAGGGCCAGUAGGAGGCACUCUUUCCUCUGGUCUAAAAAAUAUCCCAAUGCCCUAGGGCAGUGAUUGGGGACACUGCCCUGUGUAGGGUGCCGUCUUUCGGAUGGGACGUUAAACGGGUGUCCUGACUCUCUGAGGUCAUUAAAGAUCCCAUGGCACUUAUCGUAAGAGUAGGGGUGUUAACCCCGGUGUCCUGGCUAAAUUCCCAAUCUGGCCCUCAAACCAUCAUGGUCACCUAAUAAUCCCCAGUUUACACUUGGCUCAUUCAUCCCCCUCCUCUCCCCUGUAACUAUUCCCCAGGUCGUUGCUGCAAAUGAGAACGUGUUCUCAGUCAACUUACCUGGUAAAAUAACGGUAAAAUAAAAAAAAAAUCUCCAUGGACAGACCCCUUCUCCACCUUCUGAUAGAGAUACCAUGUGAAUAGUCUGCAUCACAGGAGACUGCUGAGGGGAGGAUGACUCAUAACAAUGGCCGGAAUGGAGUGAAUGUAAUGGUAUCAAACAUGUGUUUGAUACCCUUCCAUUUAUUUAUUUCCAGCCAGGCAUGCAGGGAACAUUUCCAGCAUAUCUUUUACAUAACCUUUUACUUUCAAAUGGGGAUGUUUAGGAGUACAUGCAAAAUAAUGGUGGUGACCCCUGCUAUUCUAAUGGUUUCCUAUAAACAGAUUUCCCUUUGUGACCGCAGAUACAGGCCAGGUGCUGAGGAGAGUAGAAGAGGUAGAUACAAAAUAUAACGUGGUAUGAGACAGCUCCAUACAGCGUUACAGCUUGGCUAAUGGAAAGCCCAUUUUCAACUAAUCUGUUCUGGGUGAUACUUUCUUCUCGAAUGUCCGUGCCCAGUUGGAGGUGGUUCUCCACCUGUGAUCUGUCUGUUUUACAGAAAAGCCAGGAAGAUGUGGUGAUGGAGAUGGUGAGCCUGGCCAGAGAGACCAUCGGACCAGUGGCUGCUUUCAGGAAGGUGCUGAUUGUCAGACGACUCCCCAAGACCGGCUCUGGGAAGAUCCCUGUGCCAACCUGGUCAACAAGAAGCAAUUCACCUAAUCUAAAUUUAGGAUGAAUUCAACGAGCCCAUUGAAUCAUAUUACAAAACGUGAGACAUUCAGGCCCAAUUUGAGGGAUAGUUGCAUAGAAAUUAAUAAUGGUUGUUUCUGGACAACAAAGGUGGAAUUAUUCAUUAAGAUUCCUGUACAGCUGCCAAUUCAGUUUUCUGGUGAGCCAGUUGUUGGAUAAUUUUAAUUCAUACCACCAAAUUGGAUAAAAGCUUGAGGAUCAUAUCACAUAUCAAAUGUAAUUACAUUUAAACUGAUUUAAUAUAUAAAAUGGCUACUGUGGAAGCGUCUGUCUCCACAGAUCACUCCUACCAUUGAGGACCCAGAUGUGGGCAAGGACAUUGAGGAUGGUGAAACAGGAGCUGAGACCUGCUGGACAGUGACUCUCUCUAGGCUGCUCCUGUACCCUCUAACCUCUCACCUGGGCAGCAGUCUAAUUAGCUAUACUGUCCUUUGCCUGAGUUGUGAUGCUGUGAAUGAACAUUAUAACCUACUGCCUACCGUAGGGGGCCAUCUUCACAAACCAACACUCGACCCCCAAGCAGUAAGCUAUCCAACGGAAUAUGCUUAAGCCCUCAGCAAGAUCCAAAAUAAAAGAUAUUGUGAUUGUAAUGAACACAAGGGGAGACAGAGAACUGGUUUCAAGCACAGGGCGCAGCAGGUGUUUAUUGCAAAGGACCACAGGAGGAGGCAGAAGGUCAUACACAGGGGUCCAAAAGGGUAACAGUACAGGCAGGGAAAAGGCUAGUAACGUAGUCCAGGAGAUCAGGCAAAAGGUAGAUAACAGGAAAUCCAAUAGGCUAAAGUACAGGCAGGGAAUAGGCAAAAGGAAUUGUUAGUGAGGCAGGCAAAAACUAUCAUACAUGAGCCACAUAAAUCACAGGGGGGAAACCCCAGCGCUCAGAACAACACGGGUCACAAUACAAACAAUACAUCACAGUGAUGGGGUGCAAAGAACUGAACUAAAUAGUGUGUGUAAAUGACAUACAGGUGAGUGAACAGGUGAUUAUAAUUCAGGUGAUUGGGAUCUGGAGAGUGAGCUGCGUUCAGGGGAUCUAGGUGUUUGAGAGUGUGAGCUGGAAAGUGAGCUACGUUCAGGGGAUCUACGUGUUUGAGGGUGUGAGUUGGAAGCAGAUGUUACAGUGAUAUCAAUUUUAAAAAAUUUACUUUGCCAUGAACGGGAUCUUUUUCACUUACUAAUACACUGGAGUCUUCAGUGGCCUCUCAGUUAAACUGCACAGGAUCAUGCUGGUGGCCAUCUGGUGGAGAAUACAAGUGAAGAGAACAUAGUGAUGAAUACUCAUUUGAAGCUCUGAACCCCUGAGUUCUUCGAUAGCUCAACAGGUUAGUGCUGGAGUGGCAAGCCAACUCCAACACGGGUUUGAAUGCUAGCUUUGCCGAAGAUGUUUGUAUUUAAGUGUUCUAGACUUGUCUGGUUAAAUAUCACGGAUGAGCCCUUGUCAGGUCUCAGGAGUGGCUCAUGAGGUAUAUGCUGGGUUUUACACACCCAGCACUUCAAGGUCACUUUUCUUGCAAUGUGGGUUUGAGCCCCAUUCAGUCUGUCUCUCCUUCACGGUGAAGUGGGAGGAGGUGUUGCUGGAUCCAGGAUCUGGUAAGUGGGCUGGGGUUGCCCAGGAUGGUGCACUGGUAGGGAUACCCCAUAGGGGAGGGGUAGAUGGGGGCACUGGCUCCCCUGCGGAUAGUGGGGAGGAAAGGAGGGGCUAUUAUUGAAGGUGAAGACAAACAGGGGUAUUAGAGAAUCAGAAAGAACAGGACAAGGGCUAACGCAGGCAUCUACUACAUGUGAGGCACAGGUUCAAAUCCUGCAAUUAUUAUCUUCAAGCCUCUGAUCAUUUGCAUGGUUAGAUAUGAUGUCAUGUCUCAAUGGGUUAAUGCACACUCAAUCAAUUCCUAAACAAUCAGCUCAUUGACAGACACUAUGCGCCACAGAGGUACAGCUCACAGCACUCUUUAAAAAAAAACUUUGACAGCUCUUCCAACCUAUGUGAAAUGAAAAGCAAACGAGACUGAUCUGAGAACCUUGCGCCUGUUAAUAAUCAUGGCAGUAGUCUGAAAUGGUAAUGUUAGUCAUGACCCCAGUCUUGCAAUGUCAUUAAAUAUAACUGCAUUCACUAGAUUUAAUUGCAUACAUCUUCUCAUGUCAUUUCUAAUAUAUUGUAACUAUUCCAAAUUGUUUCACAUGAAGAGAGGCAUGUUUAUGUGCCUGUUUGCGAAGCAAGGACCAAACAUUGAAAUAGGUUUAGAACUUUUAUUGUGGAAAUGGAAUGGAGAUGAGAAUGAGAAUUGGAGGGGAGGAAGCCAAGUUCUGUAGAUGAAGGAUCCAACAGGUGGACUGUAGUGUAAUAACACAUAAUAACACAUAGCUGUGGUAGGCUGCUGUGGUGAUGGUGUAAUUCUGAAGUAUCUCAAUUUCUGUCUGUCUGGUGAAUGCAGGAAUCGGUCAUCGAGCCUGGGACCACAGCCUGGGACAACUGGGUGUCUGCAGACGCACCUGUGUACAGACAGUUCUGGCUCUUCGACGUGCAGAACCCACUGGACGUGGUGGAGAAUGGGUCAAAGCCAAAAUUGGUGGAGAAAGGGCCCUACACAUACAAGACGCGGUACCUGCCCAAAGAGAACAUCACGGCCAACCCAGAGAGCUACACCAUCUCCUUCCUGCUCCCUGCGGGGGCCAUAUUUGAGCCCUCCAUGUCUGUGGGGUCUGAGGAGGACAGUGUCACCUCCCUCAACCUGGCUGUGGCUGGUGGGUACAAGUUGUUUCCCCCAUGGGCACUGGAAGCUGCAAUAAAGUUAAACAACGUCUCACUCUUCCAGCAACGGACAGUGAGGGAAAUACUCUGGGGUUACAAAGACCCCAUUCUGAAAGGGAAACUGGGCCUCUUUUUUCCUUACAACGGCACCUAUGACGGGCCAUACAGUGUCUUCACAGGCAAGGAUGACAUCUCUAAAGUGUCUAUCAUUGACAGCUGGCAGGGGGAAAAAAAGGUGUCUUUCUGGAACAACACAUACUGCGACAUGAUCAACGGCACAGAUGGCUCGUCAUUCUCUCCCUUCCUGGACAAGAAGAAGCCUCUGUACUUCUUCUCCCCUGACAUCAGCAGGUCUGUGUCAGCUGAGUAUGAGAGGAGCCUGGACCUGAAGGGGAUCGAGGUGUACCGGUUCAAACUGCCCCCGCUCACCCUAGCCUCCCCUGCAGUCAACCCAGACAACCAGUGCUUCUGCACAGACUCCGUGGUCACUAAGAACUGCACAUUGGCCGGAGUCCUGGACAUCAGUUCCUCUCGUGGACAACCAGUCUACAUCUCCCUGCCUCACUUCCUGCAUGGUAGUCCAUACCUGGUUGAAGAUGUGGAGGGCCUUGGUCCUAGUGAGGAGAAUCACGUCACGUUCCUGGAUGUGGAACCGACCACAGGGUUCAGUCUGAGGUUCGCUAAGAGACUGCAGGUGAACAUGAUGUACGGCCCCUCCAAGAUCAUCACGGUGUUAAAGAAAGUGAAAGAUUACACCAUACUCCCUAUAGUUUGGCUAAACGAGACGGCAUCCCUGGAUGACGAGACAGCGGACAUGUUUAAGAAGGAGCUGUUGUCUCGUGUUGACAUGCUGGAGACGGUGCAGUUCACGCUGAUAGGCUUAGGGUCAGCAGCCUUUGUGCUCUGCAUAGUGGCACAUUGUUUGGUAAGCAGAAACAACAAGCGUGUGUGAGGGGGACAAUGCUGCUGUACAACAGAUGAACAGCGGGGGUACAAGGAUGUCAGUGUGCUGUAACUUCUCACUUUUAAUAUCACGCACGUUCAUCAUUUGUGUUAUUUACAAUUUCAAAAUUCUCGCUCUGACACAUAGCGAGGAUAUAUUGUAGACAUUGUGUGAGUUAGAAUGUACUUAUUUUUGUACAAAUCAUUAUAAACUGUUCUUUUAUGUUAUUGUAAUUUGAUUUGCACACACCUCCCUGCUAGAUUUUGAUCAGGGAUCUUGAAGCUAGAAUAUACGGCGUUUGAAAUUGCUAUAGCAUUCACGACUCCAAUCAAAAUAAAUCAAUGCCGAUUCAAAUGUGUUCAACUUAAGCUCGGCUCACACUGAAGUUGAGCCAUGAAUAUCAAUGGAGGCAGGAACUGGGAGGAAGUGAAGUCAUUUUUUUAUGAUACCCUGCUUCUCAAGGGGUCUUAAAUAGGAUUAUGACACGGCAUGAGUUUAGCAAAACUGUCCCACAUCCCCAUGUUCUCUCAUUACUGGAACAACUCGCUCUAUUGUACAUUUGAAGCAACAAUUAUUCAGUGUCUCUUUCACCUCAUGUGGCCCGUAAAUCAAAAUGAGAGUGAAAACACCCCCAUACGAUGAUUAUUCUGUGGUUUCUGCAUGGCACUUGGGUUUGUUUGGUGAGAAAGCACUGUUUUUGGUUUUAGGGUGUUUAAAAUGACAAUUUCCCGGUUCCCGGGGCUCUUUGAUACCUCUGUCUACUCUAGAUUGUACAGUAACAGUGGAAAGUGUUUAAUUGAGAUUGAAGGAGACAUCUUAACUUGCCUUAGUGCUCCUCAGCUCUCUAGCCUUCUCUGCACCAGAGAAGCCAUUUUCUUUCUACGCUAUAUUUUCUAAGAUGUGUGGCUGUUUGAAAAUGAAUAUUAAAUACUGAAUAUGAAUCUACAAAUGGAAACUAACCAAUAUGUAAUGCUAGUUCUAACACCAGCUACUGAUAUCUUCAUUUAAAUAUUCUGAAGGAAAGUAGGCCAGGCCUAAGUAUAAUUUCUCAAGUAUUUAAA